Molecule: messenger RNA, 3831 nt
Organism: Aspergillus aculeatus ATCC 16872
Lineage: Eukaryota; Fungi; Ascomycota; Eurotiomycetes; Eurotiales; Aspergillaceae
Product: transcription initiation factor TFIID subunit TAF2
Exons: 4
Coding region: 1-3831 (1276 amino acids)
Biological process (GO): transcription initiation at RNA polymerase II promoter
Cellular component (GO): transcription factor TFIID complex
Molecular function (GO): chromatin binding; transcription cis-regulatory region binding; RNA polymerase II general transcription initiation factor activity
Source: RefSeq, a predicted model, not a curated record
AUGCCAGGCGUCGUCGAGCCUCCCUCUGGGGCUCCUAGGCCGGACCUAGGCUUUACUGUCGCGCAUCAGAAGGUUGAGCUUGAAAUUGACUUUGCGACCAAGAGCCUCAAGGGAAAGACCGAGAUCACAAUUCACCCGCAUCACAAGGAUCUUCGCGUAUUACGACUGAACUUCCGGCAAGGCGAGCUCAGACGUCUAAAUGUCAGUGGGAAGGUACCGACGGUCAAAUACGUGGAUCAGUAUGAGACACUCCAACUAUACGGCCCUCACUAUCACCAACGUCUUUCGGCCAAGAUAGACGGACUGCUCAAGACACCGCCAGAGCCCGAUUUGCUCGUGUCUGUCCCGAAAAGCGUUCGAAUCGAUGAACUCGAUCCUUUCUCUAUCGAGGCCCAGGAUCAAAUGACCCUACGCGCUACAGGGGCAGCGGAUGAGGGGGAAGGGCCUUUGAGCUCUAAGGCAGCAGAGACCUCACUUCCGCGGUUCACGGCAUUGACAUUGUAUAUCGAAUUCGUCACCGACAACAUACGAGACGGGCUGCAGUUUGUAGGGGUCGAAAACGGCGACAGACGCUAUCCCCAUGCCUACACAACAAACUCGCUUGGAUACGGAGUCGGUUGCCCGCUUUUCCCGUGUGUGGACGACCCUGCUUCACGUUGCACAUGGGAAAUAUCGAUCAAAUGUCCAUGCACGCUGGGCGAUAUGUUCGAUCGCAAGCUGCGGGAUCAGGCGAAUUUGGGCAGUUCCGGCCGGUCGAAUGCUCGAGGACCAUAUAUUGCCUCGGAUGAUGAGGGAUUGGAUGUAGCGGUUGUUUGUUCCGGCGAUCUUACGGACGAGAUUAUCGACCCGAAGGAUUCCAGCAAGAAAACAGUUUCCUUUGCUUGCUACUCUCCUCUCUCGGCACAGCAGGUUGGAUUCGCAAUCGGUCCAUUUGAGUACGUGAACCUGGCCGAUUUCCGCGAAAGUGAUCAGGAUGAACAGCUUGGUCAAAAUGCGAUUCCUUUGCAUGCGUUCUGUCUCCCCGGUAGGGCGGACGAAGUUCGCAAUACAUGUUUCCCUAUGGCGAAAGCUAUAGACUUCUUCUCACUGUCAUACGGCUCUUAUCCAUUUUCAAGCUACAAGGUCUGCUUCGUAGAUGACUUGCCCGAAGGCACACUGCCAACGGCUUGUCUUUCCAUCUGCAGCAGCCACCUAUUGUUUCCUGAAGAAGUCAUUGAUCCAAUGUAUGAUUCGACACGUACUUUGGUUCAUGCUCUCGCAUCCCAGUGGAUCGGCGUCAAUAUCGUCCCAAAAGAGCCUGCUGAUACCUGGGUCACCGUGGGCGUCUCUUGGUAUAUCACGGACACUUUCAUGCGAAAGCUUUGUGGCAACAAUGAAUAUCGCUUUCGUCUGAAACAGAUGUCCGAUAAAGUCUGCGAUCUGGAUUAUGAACGACCAUCAAUCCAUGACAUGGGAAACAUCCUACACAUAGAUCCUUCUGAGAUCGACUUCAUUGCGCUCAAAGCUCCUCUUGUGUUGUUCAUUCUCGACCGGCGGCUUACGAAGGCAAGCGGAAAAGCAACAAUGUCUCGGAUCAUAUCUCGGCUAUUCUUGAACUCCAGAAUGGGCGACAUACCAAAUGGAGCCGUCACCAGUUCACUUUUCCAGAAGACUUGUGAACGACUUGGUCACGCAAAGCUGGAUGCGUUCUUUCAGCAGUGGGUAUAUGGUGCUGGGUGUCCGCGCUUCCAGGCUACCCAACGAUUCAACAAGAAGAAACUUGUUGUCGAAAUGAUGAUAAGACAAGUCCAAGCAGACCCAUCAAGUACACGUGAUCUCGACAAAAACGCGUUUAUGCGUGACGUCAAAGAAGAGAUACGCAAUGUCUAUGCCGGAGUUGUCCAGCCUGUUUUUACCGGUUCUAUGACGAUAAGAAUUCAUGAAGCUGACGGUACGCCCUACGAACACAUUGUUGAGAUCAAAGAAGGAGUCACCAAGUUUGACAUUCCCUACAACACGAAGUACAAGCGGCUGAAGAGGAACAAGAGGCAGAAGGAGCGUGCAGCUGCAGCAUCGGGUGGUGACCCUAGCGCUGAAGCACAGGAGGACGUCCUGCUCUAUUGUCUGGGCGACGUCUUACAGAGCGAAGAAGAAAUCCAAGAAUGGAGGCUUGCCGAUUGGAGCAAAGAGGACGAAGAGAGAAUGGGACAGGAAUCUUAUGAGUGGAUUCGCAUGGACGCAGACUUUGAAUGGGUUUGCAAGUUAUCACUGGCAAUGCCAGGAUACAUGUAUCUCUCACAACUCCAACAGGAUCGAGAUGUCAUUGCGCAAUUGGAGUCGUUGCAAUACAUGGCGGUUCAGCGCGAGCACCCGCUGAUCUCGUCCAUAUUUGUACGAACUCUUAUGGACCGAAGGUACUUUUACGGCAUCCGUGUGGCUGCGGCUCAAGCCCUAGUCAAGCAUGCCAAGGAAGAAAUCAACUGGCUUGGAUUGUUCCACCUUGAGAGAGCUUUUCAAGAACUUUUCUGUCUCCCGGGGUCUCCGAUGACUCGCUCGAACGACUUCGCCGAUAGAGCUGCAUAUGUACUCCAACUAGUCAUCCCAGAAGCUAUAUCCAAAGUACGCGACAACAAUGGAAAGACGCCAAUGAGGGUGAAGCGCUUCUUGUAUGACAAGUUGAAGUUCAAUGAUAACUCUAAUAAUGAGUAUUCGGACAAUUUUUACGUCGCGACAUUGAUGGAGUCGCUUUGCCACGCGAUGCUGGGAAAAGUCGAGUCUCGAAUGGACGACCUCGACGACUUCGAUAUGGAUCGUGUGCUUGAGACCCAAGCAGAGGAUCAAUUAGAGAAAGACGCCAUUGCAGAGAUCGAUAGAUACAGAAGAAUGGACGAAUGGUCCAGUUCUUUCCAGAACAUCUAUUCUUGCGCCGCAUUACGUUGUCAGAUGCAACUUAUGAAAGCCAACAUAUCGAGUCUCGAUAUGAUGCAGUUCUUGCCAUACACACGAGCUGGCACUUAUGACCUUCUCCGCCUCGCCGCAUUCGAAUGUCUUGUCGAACUCGAUCUAUUCCGGAGCCCCGAACUUCUGCGGUGGUUCAUAUUUACCAUGUCAAGCGAUUCUUCCGCUUUGAUCAGGCGACGACUCCAUGGCUUAUUCGGCAAAGCCCUGGCGCCUGUCGCCUUCGGCCGCGAUGUGAACCAAGAACAACCCGCCAAUGCCGACAACUUGAUUAUCGAGCAAGAGUCCUCAACUGAAGUCCGCCAAGCGGAUCUUGCACGGAGACAGACUGUUACCGGAGCCUUGGGGGCCUUGAAAAACGAAGUAUCAGGCGAUCAGGUUCUGAAAGAAUCGCUCUGGGCUGCAUGCAAUUCUCCAUACAUUGGGGUACUGGAACUCUCCGAGUUUACUGAUCUCUGUCGAGUCUUAUAUGACGCUGUCACGACCCGUAUGGUUACCUUGAAGUAUCCUCGUUACUGGGCUGUGAAGCAUCUUGGAAGAGGUCGAUUACACUUCUUCCGGUCGAGCAAAAUCCGGACGGCGCUUGCUCCAUCGAAAGAACCUACUGCUGCCAAGCGCAAGCGCGAAGACCAGGCGAUGGCACCGCCUCCCCCUCGCAUUACAUUCAAGAGCUCUAAGUUGGGUUCUAGUGCAGCCCCCUUCAGCCCGAAACCGAGCCCGAAACCGAGCCCGAAACCGAGCCCGCAACCGACGCCAAAGUUGCACAUUCCAAAUUUACCCUCCCCUGCGCCCCAGGCGCCGGCACCGAAGACAGCAACUGCUCCCUCAACACCAUCUACGCCCAGUGGUGGGGGGUUCAAACUGAAACUGAAGUUCGGCCAGAAGCCGAAAUAG